GGCAGACAGAAGCAUGUGAAACUCUCAAUUCAUAUACGUCCCCACAGUUUUCAAAUAUCCCUUAAAAUGUUCAACUCUCUUAUUGAUCUAUUUAAAAGACCCAAAACAGAACAACAUCUUCAUACCUAUUAACAAUAAGCAAUCUAAGAACUCUAAGCUUCAAAAGAUCAAGACUUAUAAACAAAAAUGGCUUUGGUGAGAAGUCUCUUUGUUUCAAACAAGAUACUUGGAGGCUCAUUAGCAGGAAUGAGAAAAUCAACUUCAGCACCAAAAGGGUUUCUUGCAGUGUACGUAGGGGAGAGCCAGAAGAAGCAGAGAUACUUAGUGCUAGUCUCAUACUUGAGCCAGCCAUUGUUUCAAGAUCUUCUCAGUAAAUCCGAGGAAGAGUUCGGAUUUGAUCAUCCGAUGGGGGGCUUGACGAUCCCUUGUCCUGAAGAUACCUUCCUCACUGUAACUUCUCGGAUCCAAGGAUGAUCAUCAUCUGAAGAAAAACUUAACACUUUUCUUUCUUUCUUUUUUUGACAGCAACACUUUAAUUACUGUAGAUAGAUGAGAAUUUUUUUCAUUUUUCUUGAAUUAUUUGAUCAAGAAGAUAGAAAUUCCAAUGUAAAUGCCAGUUUUGUCAUUUGUCAUUUUAUUUAUGGAAUCAAACAAAAGAUCCAGACAGAUUUCUAAGUUCUGUUUAUAUGAUGUGUUUAUCAACAGUUAUAUACUAUAAAGUAUAAAAUCG
Arabidopsis thaliana (thale cress) is the source of this 730-nucleotide messenger RNA. RefSeq names its product SAUR-like auxin-responsive protein family (gene SAUR27). Lineage: Eukaryota; Viridiplantae; Streptophyta; Magnoliopsida; Brassicales; Brassicaceae. The transcript has a single exon. Gene Ontology annotation, cellular component: plasma membrane. Bases 187 to 474 code for a protein of 95 amino acids. The record is from RefSeq and is marked reviewed. Gene Ontology annotation, biological process: response to auxin.